Messenger RNA from Naegleria lovaniensis, 3159 nucleotides. RefSeq lists its product as uncharacterized. The record is from RefSeq and is a predicted model, not a curated record. Gene Ontology annotation, molecular function: SNARE binding; guanyl-nucleotide exchange factor activity. The transcript is spliced from 2 exons. Bases 1 to 3159 code for a protein of 1052 amino acids. Gene Ontology annotation, biological process: early endosome to late endosome transport. Lineage: Eukaryota; Heterolobosea; Eutetramitea; Acrasida; Naegleriidae. Gene Ontology annotation, cellular component: late endosome; transport vesicle; early endosome.
AUGGCCACACUUUCAUCAUCACCAAGAGAAGAGUCUAAAAGGCCUUCUUCCAAUGUCAAAGAGGAGAGCGGAACAAGUGAAUGUUUGAUCUCAAAUAAUUUUGAAGAAGAAACUGAACCAUGUUCAAAAUUAUUAAUUGGUAUUAAGAGGAAUAACAACAUUGCGGAACAUGGAAGUACAAGCAAAUUAUCAACCAUGAUUAAAGGAGAAGGAACAGAUGUAGAACAUCCCGAAGAUGACUAUGUAGUCAUUGAGAAGCGGCCUGUACAAGAAAUAGGUGGAAGCGCUUCUUCCUCUUCUUCUUGUCCUUUGGAUACUGAAACAUGUAUUUCCCUUUCAUCUUCUUUCUCAUCUCCUCCUUCAAGUUUCCAAAGAAUUCCAGCUUCGCUUUCAACUCCGAGCAGUGUACCCAAUAGCUCAGUCCCAUCCUCUGACAGGUCGUCAGUAAGGGACGAUUUAAUUGUAUCUUCUCUUAGCUCUGCAUUUUCUCCAACAGGCGUGAGUGGCAUUAACUCUGAUUUUGUUGUGAGCUCUUCUUCACACAACAUUCGAAACGAAGCAAAAAUAUCACAUGACACUGACGAGCCUCCAAUAACUGAAGAACCCAUUGUUAUCAAGAACGCCUCAUCGGAAGCUCCUGUAUUUUUAAAUCAAGACAACUUUGAAGCUCUUGAAGAAAACAUUAGAAAGUUAAAAGAAAAUGUAAAAGAGUAUGAGGAUUUUACAAUAUCGACAACAACCACAAGCUCUGACACUGUUAUCAAAGCAAAUUAUUUUAUACCGAAUACUAAAAAGAAGGAAGAGAACAUCACCAAAACAGAUGAGGACCUGAUGAAAACCAUUUUACCAAAUGCAGGUGCUGUUCCUUCCUGGGUUGCAGAGCUAAGAAGCGCUUGGGACGACGAAAUUACCACAAUGGAUGAAUCGAAAAGGGAAUACUUUUUAAAAUUCUCAGUCAAUGAUACAGACGAUGACGUUGAAGAGAGCGAUGAGUUUGGUGUAAGCUCAAAAAGGAACACCAAGAUUAGAAAGCACAUGCAGCAGUUUAUCCAAGAAAAAGAAGAAGAUUCAAGCUCAAAAAAGUACUUCUUGGGAAAUGAGUCUAAUUCUCCUGUGAAUAAGGAAAGCAAACAAAAAUCUUCACCACCAGUUUCUAUCAAAAGCAAAGCAGCUAUUAGCAAACCAUCUGAGGGUUUUGCUAUUUCUGAAAGCUUUGUUUCUAACUCACGAUUAAUAGAUACACUUGCCACAAAUGAAUUUGAUGUAAGCUUGAGCUCUUUUAGAGAGGAGCCAAACGAAGUUCAUUCGACAACAUCAUUCAUAUUUAGAAAAGACAGUAUGCAUAGCCCUCUAACGGACAUGUCUACAAAGCCCUUAUUUUCAGAGGAAAGAAUAAGACCAAAGUCUCCAACAACUCCAACUGAACCCAUGUCGCCCACAAAGCAACGAAGGCAAACAUUUCUUACUAACAACUCUGAAAUGAAGCACUUCCAACCAAAGCGAGACAAUCUGUUAAAGAAAUUAUUCACAUCAAAUCCUAAGAAACGCACUGAGGAUGAUUGGAAGGAUGAAUUGGUAAAGUACGAACAAAGACUUAGCAACUAUCUAAAAGAGAGUAAGCAAGUGAUCAAAGAUUUGAGAAAACGCCAGGAAGUGGAGUAUGACAAAAUUCAGCAAGAAUAUUCAUUUAUUCAAAGAUGUCAUGAUUCAAAGUUACUUCAAAUAUACAAGGACUUGGCUAGAUGUAAGCUAAUACGUCUAAAACAUAGAAGAGAGCUUGAAAAAGGAUGUAAAAAGGUCCUGAAGGAGAAGAUUGAUAUCAUCCGAGACAUUUUGUUGCAACAGUCUCAGCAUCUAAAACAACACCAAGUCGAACAAGGAGAUAUUACGAUCAAGUGCUAUAACUUGCUGCCUCAUUUCGUAAAACAAGAAGCUUUUUACAAAGAAGUUGACGAGAUUUUAAGCGAAAAUGAAGUACUUUGUGCACAAUGGAACGAGAUCUCUCUGUUAGAACAGCUUUCUAAAGAAUUAUCAGACAAGUUCAUACAAAUGAAGAAGGAAAGUGGAAUUUCUAAGAAAGUCAUUCAAAAGAAAGAUGUGACAAUCAACCUUAAAUCAAUUUUGAAACGAUACAUUGAAGAGCCAGCUCUCCCAUUAUGCAACUUUCAUUUAUUAUCGGAGUCUAACAACUCCAAAGAUCCGAAUUUGGACGAUCAGACUUGGCAAUCUUGUAUUCAUUGUAUAGAAAACGAUCAAAGAUUGGAGAUUGAACAAGAAUUCUUUGAUUUGAUUGCAGACCAAAGAACAGAAGAAGGUCAAUCCCUGCGAACGUUUGUUAAGGAACUUAACAAUGUUGGCCUAGAAAAGAUAUCUUCAUCUGAAAUUGUUGAUUAUAUUUCCAGUUUUGUAGAUUACUUGAGUACCAGGCAUUCCAUUACGUUAGACGUUGAAAAGCAAGUGCUUCUGAGAUUAUUAUCUAGACUCAUCUACAAUGAAUUUGGCUUGGGUGUAAAGCUUCAAAAAAUAGAAGUUGAAGCUCACUCUGCAGAAAAUGUCAAGUUUCAAAAACAGGCCAACCUAUUGAAGCAGCUGACUCCAAAUCAGCUAGGAGUCGCUAACAAAUUUUUGCCAUUAAGGGUAAAGUUUACAGGAAAACAGAAUUCCAUCAAGGAGAUGAUUCACAAAAUCAGUCAAACUCCAUUUUACGACCCAGUCACCACUCUCAGCUAUCUGAAUUAUUAUGUGUCUCCAAUGGAUAUGUUACACUGUGUCUAUUCUUGCGCAAGACAAAUACACAUUAUCGCUAAAGAUAAUUGUACUCAAAGAGGAAAAGAUUUCUCAUUUGGAGCGGAUGAGUUUUUCCCAAUUUUGGUUUAUGUAGUAGUCCAUUCUCACCUUCCUAACAUUCAUUCUGCUUUGUCUUUUUUAUCAAAGUUUGCAUCUCAAUCUAGAAACAGUGAAGUUGUUUAUUAUUUGACAUGUCUGGAGGGAGCUGUCAUGUAUGUUCAAGAAAUCACUACGGAGGACAUUCAAGAAUUAACAAAGGUGGAUGAAGACAUGAAAAUGCAUGACAAUGGUUUGGAUCCAUCUUCUCCGAGAAAAAAGAACAAUGAAUCACAACCAAUUGCUGAUUCGAUGGAUAGUGAGGAUAUUUCGUAA